GUUGCCCUUCGAAGGGGAAGAAGAUGGUGACGUCACCAGAAUGCGACGACAACAACAAAAGUGACUGCGUAAUAAGAAGUUGCCGCCUUUUUGAUCAGCUGGUUAGCGGCUUGAGAGCAACCAGGAAACGGGCAGAUGAGCUCGGACGUGUGUGUCCAGAACUGGUCAUGUUCCUAUUACCUGACAAGCGAGAAACGUUGGAUCCCCGGCAGACUUUCCUUAACCCCGUCACGCCUGAAGUUUAAAGCUGAUGGUGCACAUGAGUUUCUCGUCAGCUUCCACCUCUCCAGCAUUAAUGAAAUCAAAAAAGAGUCUUCCAGUUAUAUCUUUAGCUCCAUCACCGUCCUGGAGAAGGACCAGGCCAAGCACUGGUUCAGCUCCCUCCAGCCCAAUCGGAAUGUGGCGUUUAACGUUAUUCAGCAUUUCUGGAGGGAACAGUUACUGACACCCCAAGGAUCUCAUACAGCCUCCUCCAAAACAUCACAGGGAGGUGAAUUUGUUAACAGGGUCACGGCAUCCCAGAGUCACAUGGAGGAAAGCACCAAUGCGCUUCAUCACCAGGGGGAGCGGUUUGACAACAUCCAUAAAGGUCUAGACAAGAUUGAAGCAGACAUGGCGACCACUGACAGGCUGCUCUCUGUCCUUGAGUCUCCAUCAUGGUGGCCAUUCAGCAGAAAACCCUGGCAGAGCUGGAAGCAGGCUGAGCCUAAGGAAUCACCUGGAGACGUGACUCCCCCAAAUCAUGGGAAGGAAGGGAUUCUAAUGAGCGUUCCCAUAAUAUUCUCCCGCAAGCCAGACAUUAACCUUAAACCAGGGAAACUCACGGUUCUGACGUCCGCCUUGGAGAUUUCCGACUGCAACUCACAGCUGCUUCAUCGCUACCAAAGGGAAGAUGUGGAUGACAUCACAGUGUGCACUGGAUAUGACAUCAGCAUUCGACAAAGGUUUAUUGGGAAACCAGACAUCACGUAUAAAAUCUUGUCUGCCAAACUGCCAGAUGUCAUCCCACUGUUAGAAAUGCAGUACAGCAAGAAGAUUGAGUUCCUAGAGGAGGCCCUAAUGUUCAGUGGGUCCAGAAGAUCCUCUCCGAGGGAUCAGUCUAGUCCAGAAACAGGAUCCUGGGUCCUUGACCAAAUUGUAGCCUCUGCCAUCCAUUCUGAAGGAAACUCUGAAGCGUUGAUGCAAGAACAAUUGGUUUCAGAAUCCGAAGCUCAAGAACUUAGAAAGAUCUUGAUGAAACUGAAGUGCAUCGCUCUGGAAGCAGAGACUGAGCUGGAGAGACAAGAUGAGGUUCUGGAUGAUCUAAACUCUUCCGCCGAUAGAGCAGUGAUGAGCAUGGACAAACAGACCUGCAGGAUGAGGAACCUCCUCUAGAAACACUUCUCAAGAUUAAAGACUGUCACCCAACUUUCAGCUUGUGUCCUAAUAGAGUCAGAAUAUUGUUUACAUACAUUGAAGCUGGGAGGUCAAGGGCUCCUUGGACUCCGUUUUAUUAAUAGUUUGCCAGUAUUUAAACAAAAAGUAUGUCUAUGUAAUGUGGCGUUCUUACUAUGUUCAUGAGUCUAUAUUUAUUGUAUAUUUAUAAUAGGACUUCUUAGUUUUACAGGUUGAAAUGUUAUUUAUUAAUGAUAAAGUAUUAAUUUAUGCAUUUUCUCCCCUCGCUGAAGGGGACUUUUACUAUUGCUCCUCGGCAGUGGUUAUUGUCUAUGCUUCCAUUACACAGAAUGUAAUAGAUGAAGAAGUCUUAAUUGAACAAUCUGUUAUUCUCUAACACAGAGAAAUUAAUGGCAUGCCAUGUGCUACAUCUACUACAUGACGGGUCAAAGGAAGAAAAAAAGGCCCUUAAAUGCAACCUAUUGACUGAACCAGAGAAAGACAAUUUUUUGAGCACGCUUUGUGUUGGAUUAUUGCAAGACUUCUGUUUUUUCUUUUUAAAUAAGUAAAUGUAAAGCACUGUGUAACCUGCUGCCAUUAUAUAAAUAAAUGAUGAUCCUAGA
Molecule: messenger RNA, 1997 nt
Organism: Xenopus laevis (African clawed frog)
Lineage: Eukaryota; Metazoa; Chordata; Amphibia; Anura; Pipidae
Gene: snap47.L
Product: synaptosome associated protein 47kDa L homeolog
Exons: 5
Coding region: 136-1374 (412 amino acids)
Biological process (GO): exocytosis; synaptic vesicle priming; vesicle fusion
Cellular component (GO): SNARE complex; presynapse; plasma membrane
Molecular function (GO): SNAP receptor activity
Source: RefSeq, a predicted model, not a curated record